Drosophila nasuta is the source of this 468-nucleotide messenger RNA. RefSeq lists its product as uncharacterized. The coding region runs from base 1 to 468 and encodes 155 amino acids. The record is from RefSeq and is a predicted model, not a curated record. The transcript has a single exon. Lineage: Eukaryota; Metazoa; Arthropoda; Insecta; Diptera; Drosophilidae.
AUGCGUUUUACAUUGGCACUAGUGAUCGCUUUCGUCGGCUGCCUGGUCGUUGUUCGAUGCGCCACCUCGGAUCCUACAGGUAGUGCAGAUCCGACCUCUUCAGAUCCUUCGCCGACCACUUCAGAUCCUUCCCCGACCACUUCAACUCCUACUACUUCGACGUCCACUUCAGAUCCUAGUACAUCGCCGACCACUUCAACUCCUACAACUUCGACGUCCACUACAGAUCCUAGUACAUCGACAUCCACUUCGUCUAACAGCACUACUUCGUCUAACAGCACCUCGACUGCAUCAACAGAGGCUGAAAGACUUAAGCUUUUGAAAAUUCUUGAACUCGUGAAAGAACGCAAGAAGGAAGCAGCAAAUGCAAAACGUCGUGUAGUUGUAGUCAAGGUCGUCGAACCUCGCACCGUUGUGAAGAAGAAGGCUGAAGUAGUGGUCACAAGAAGGAUCGUUCGUCGUGGUUGA